Molecule: messenger RNA, 1281 nt
Organism: Plectropomus leopardus (leopard coralgrouper)
Lineage: Eukaryota; Metazoa; Chordata; Actinopteri; Perciformes; Serranidae
Gene: sod2
Product: superoxide dismutase 2, mitochondrial
Biological process (GO): superoxide metabolic process
Cellular component (GO): mitochondrion
Molecular function (GO): manganese ion binding; superoxide dismutase activity
Source: RefSeq, a predicted model, not a curated record
GAAAUUGCACAUUUCAAGGGCAGAUAGCAGCGUGAGGUUUACUCUGUACUGUCUUCCACGCUAGCAUUAAUAUGAACAUGCUGUGCAGAGCUGGCCAAAUACGCAGGUGUGCAGCCAGCCUCAGCCAAACUAUAAACCAGGUAGCUGCAUCGAGGCAGAAGCACACGCUCCCUGACCUGACCUACGACUAUGGCGCCCUGGAGCCCCACAUCAACGCAGAGAUAAUGCAGCUGCACCACAGCAAGCACCAUGCCACAUAUGUGAACAACCUCAACGUCACAGAGGAAAAAUAUAAGGAGGCACUAGCAAAGGGAGAUGUGACGGCACAGGUUGCCCUCCAGCCUGCUCUGAAGUUUAAUGGAGGAGGCCACAUUAACCACACUAUCUUCUGGACAAACCUUUCUCCAAAUGGUGGAGGCGAGCCACAGGGGGAGCUGAUGGAGGCCAUCAAGCGAGACUUUGGCUCCUUCCAGAAGAUGAAGGAGAAGAUGUCGGCGGCUACGGUGGCGGUGCAGGGCUCGGGAUGGGGCUGGCUGGGCUACGACAAGGAGAGUGGAAGAUUGCGUAUCGCUGCUUGUGCUAACCAGGAUCCCCUGCAAGGAACUACAGGUCUCAUACCCCUCCUUGGUAUUGAUGUAUGGGAGCACGCCUACUACCUUCAGUACAAAAAUGUGCGGCCGGACUAUGUUAAGGCGAUCUGGAGUGUCAUCAACUGGGAGAAUGUGAGCGAGCGUCUCCAGACUGCCAAAAAGUAGAAUUCAGUCCUCAAAUAUCCCUGAUAACUCCUCUCGUCCUGACCUGGACUUGAGUCAAACAGCAGUUGCAAAUAAUGUUCACUUUAGAGUUGCAUGGAGUAUCUGAGUGGUGAUGUUUUUGUUUUCAGAAUAACAUCAGUUUGAAUUACAAAUGUUGCAUCAGAGUUGAUUAAAUUAACUUUAAAUAUUUCCUAACUCAGUACAGAUUAAAUUGUCUUAAUGACAAACAUAUUACCCUGCACACACACAUUGAAGCAAAUCAUUAUUUGCAAGUGCUUUUUACCUCAGGUCUUAUCCCGACCUCCAUACUUUUAUCAAGCGCACAAAUUGGCCACCUUUCACAACAAGGCUGGCUGUUGCUAAUCACACCCAAAUAUUGGCUUGCAUUCAUGUGAAGUUGGUGUCGGAUAACCAGAACACAUAUUCAGUGAGCUUUGUGUUUGCCAGAGCAAGUAGCACUUAAAUCAGACAAUUUGCAGUUCAUGUUUUUGAUGUAUUAUAAUAAAAUUAUAGGAUUUCAAUUGUA